Messenger RNA from Yamadazyma jaroonii, 3237 nucleotides. NCBI's taxonomy places the organism in Eukaryota, Fungi, Ascomycota, Pichiomycetes, Serinales, Debaryomycetaceae. The record is from the annotation of a GenBank genome assembly.
AUGUAUGAGAAAUUCAAUUUACAGCCAAAUCUUAAACCUAUCGACCAUUUAUAUGAACUGAGAUUAAGACAGUUCAUCAACACCGGUGGUCAAUAUCCUUCACUCAAUUUACCCAAGUUUUAUGAUUUAGAGAGGUUUGAUAUUCCAGAUUUGAAAGUUUGGAAGGUUCCUGACUCUCCUGAAGGUAAUGCUCCUACUGGUACUAAUCGUCCGUUAUUCAAAGAUAUCGAUUUUGACUCAAUUGAAUGGCAAAAUGCUAAGAAAGGAGAUAAUUUUGGUCCCAGUUGGAAAACUUUUUGGUUUAAAUUUACUAUCGAAAUUCCUGAAAAAUGGCUUAAAUUAGGUCAAGAAAUCGAUUUGGAAUGGGAUUGUAAUAAUGAAGGUAUGAUUUAUAAUGAAUCUGGUUUACCUUUACAAGCUUUUAGUGGAGGUGGUGAAAGAACAAUCUUCAAAUUUCCUGAUGAAUAUUUGACUGCAAAACCUCAAAUUUUUUAUUUGGAAAUCUCUUGUAAUGGUAUGUUUGGUAUUUCCCAAGAUGGUAACGUUGACCCUAACAGGUACUUCAAUUUGUCUAGGGCUGACGUCUUAUUACCCAAUUUGGAUGCAAGAGGUCUUUAUUAUGACUUUUGGAUCUUAUCUGAUGCGGCUCGUGAAUUACCAAGCGGUUGGCAAAAAUAUCAAGCCGCAGACAUUUGUAACAAGAUAAUGAAUACUUUUGAUCCCGAAGAUGUAGAAAGUAUUAAACCUUGUAGAGAAUUGGCAGCAACCUUGUUGAGUAAAGACAUUAGUUCAGAUAAAGUGUUCCUGGUCUUGCCUAAUGAAAAUUCAGCCAAUCCUAUUGAUGUCUAUGCUGUUGGUAAUUGUCAUAUCGAUACUGCUUGGUUAUGGCCGUUUGCUGAAACCAAAAGAAAAAUUGUUAGAUCUUGGACUUCCCAAAUUAAAAUUGCUGAAGAAUACCCUGAAUAUAUCUUUGUAGCAUCACAGAUGCAACAAUUCAAAUGGUUGAAGAUGUACCAUCCUGAGAUCUUCAAAAAAGUUAAAGAAAAGUUUACUACAAACCAAUUUUUACCCAUUGGGGGAUCUUGGGUUGAAAACGAUACCAAUUUACCCAACGGAGAGAGUUUAAUCCGUCAAUUUUUAUUAGGUCAAAGAUUUCAAAUCAAUGAAUUUGGUUUACCAUCCACGAUCUAUUGGUUACCUGAUACUUUCGGAUAUUCUUCACAAAUUCCUCAAAUUUGUCAAACUGCUGGUAUUGAAAAGUUUUUGACUCAGAAGCUUUCGUGGAAUAAUAUCAAUUCAUUCCCAUUGAGUACUUUCAAUUGGGCAGGUAUUGAUGGAUCUCAAGUUUUGGUUCAUAUGCCUCCUGCUAAUACUUAUACUGCUUUAGCUAAUUUCGGAGAUAUUGUUAGAUCACAACAUCAACACAAGAACAUGAGAGAUGUUCCAACUGGUUUGUUAUUGUAUGGAAGAGGAGACGGUGGAGGAGGUCCAACUGAAGAAAUGAUUGAAAAAAUCAGAAGAACAAGAGGUUUCGCUAAUAAAACCAAUGCUAUUCCUACGGCCCAUUUAGGUAAAACUGUAGAAGAUUUCUAUGAGGAUGUUAUGGAAAAGUCCAAUGGUGGUAACAGUUUACCAACAUGGAGAGGUGAAAUUUAUUUGGAAUUUCAUAGAGGUACUUAUACCACCCAAGCAGAUGUGAAAAAAUGGGUCAGACAAUUGGAAAUCAAAGUUCAUGACUUAGAAUACAUUGCAACUUUGGCAAGUGUCAAACAUGGUUACAAAUAUCCUGCAAAAGAGAUUCGUGAAAUUUGGGAAGAUUUAUGUCUUUGUCAAUUCCAUGACGUUAUUCCUGGUUCAUGUAUUGGAAUGGUUUAUUAUGACGAGGUCAAACCUAUGUUGAAAGACAAUUUGUUAAAAGCUGAAAAAUUAAUCGAUGAUACGUUAGAAUCAUUGAAAGGUGAAACAACAUUUUUCAACUCCUUACCUUGGGAAAGAAAUGAAUUGGUUGAAGUUGAAGGAUCGACCUUUAAUGACGUCAAAGCCACUAAGAUUAAUGAUAAGUAUUACAUGUCAGUGAAUUCCAGGAGUGGACCCAAUGAAAUCAAAUAUCCUGCUUCUGUUAGUAGUAAAGAAGGUAUCUAUACCCUUUCAAACGAAUUACUUAAAGCAGAAAUUGAUGAUAAUGGGGUUAUCAGAUCCAUCUAUGAUAUUAAAAAUGAUAGAGAAAUCAUUGAUACCACUGAAAAUAAACAAUCAAGUGGUGGAGGUAAUCAAUUAUUACUUUUCGAUGAUGAACCAUUAACAUUUGAAGCUUGGGAUACUGAAAUUUAUUCUUUGGAAAAGUUUAAAUUCUUAAAGGGUGGUAAAGUUACCAAUGUGACCAAUAAUUCCUUGAAAUCAUCAAUCACUGUUAAACAUGAAAUUUCCAAAGAAUCUUCCAUUGAGACAGAAAUCUCCAUUGAAGGAUUAUCAUCUGAAUUCAAUAGUAAUAAUUACAUCAAAUUCAAAUGUAAUGUUGAAUGGCAUGAAUUCUAUAAAUUCUUGAAAGUCCAGUUCCCAACCACUAUUUACACAGCCCAAGAAGCCAAUUAUGAAACUCAAUUUGGUAUCACCAAAAGACCAACUCAUUACAAUACUACUUGGGAUGCUGCAAAAUUUGAAGUUUGUCACCAUAAAUUCAUGGAUUUAUCCGAAUAUAAUUAUGGUGUUUCUGUGAUCAAUAAUUGUAAGUAUGGAGCAUCGAUUCAUGGUAAUUUAAUGAGGUUAUCAUUAUUAAGAUCACCAAAAGCCCCAGACAACAUUGCCGAUAUGGGCUCACACGAAUUUGAGUAUGCAAUUUACCCCCAUGCUGGUUAUUUAGGUGUUGAUACUGUCAAAUUGGCUUACAACUUUAAUUACAAAUUGGAUAAAUUAAUGAAGGGAGAUUUAACUGAUUUAGUUAAAAUCAAAUCCAAAUCUAUUAUUUUAUCCCAAUUGAAGAGAAGUGAAGAUGACGAAGAAAUUUCCCUUGAAGAAAAUAUAGCCACCAAAAAUAAAGGUUCAAAAUCAUUCAUUAUCAGAUGUUACGAAUCUUUAGGAGGAAAGGAUAAAGCCACUAUUACUGUUGAUUUGCCCAUUAGUAAGGUGUUGAAGGUUGACUCCUUGGAGAACAAGUUACUGGAAAUAGAAUUUUCAGGAAAUUCCUUCGAUAUUCAAUUAAGAGGAUUCGAGAUCACUUCCUACAAAGUUAUCUUAUGA